Molecule: messenger RNA, 1172 nt
Organism: Epinephelus fuscoguttatus (brown-marbled grouper)
Lineage: Eukaryota; Metazoa; Chordata; Actinopteri; Perciformes; Serranidae
Gene: med8
Product: mediator complex subunit 8
Exons: 7
Coding region: 60-893 (277 amino acids)
Biological process (GO): regulation of transcription by RNA polymerase II
Cellular component (GO): core mediator complex; mediator complex
Molecular function (GO): RNA polymerase II cis-regulatory region sequence-specific DNA binding; transcription coregulator activity
Source: RefSeq, a predicted model, not a curated record
CCGGAAGUUAUUCAGCCUUGACCGGUCGGAGCGUUUCUUCGUGAGUUUGUAGUUCAACAAUGCAGCAAAGAGAAGAGAAGCAGCUGGAGGCGGCGGUGGAGUCUCUCAUUUCUCGGGUCGCACACGUCAAAAACGCUCUUCACAGUUUCAUUUAUAAGUUGGAAAAUGAAUACGAGCGAUUAACAUGGCCCUCUGUUUUGGACAACUUUGCUCUGCUAUCCGGUCAGCUGAACACUAUCAAUAAACUGCUCAAGAAUGAAAAGACGCCAUCUUUUCGCAACCAGGUUAUAAUACCGCUGCUUCUGUCUCCAGACCGAGAUGAGGAUUUAGCAAAACUCACAGAGCAGCGUGUCCCAGUGUUCAGCCAUGAGAUUGUACCAGACUACUUGCGAACUAAACCAGAUCCAGAGGUGGAGGAGCAAGAGAAACAGCUGAGUGCAGAGGCAGGACGAAUUGGCCCAGAGGUGGCACAGAAACAGAUCCAGACGUUGAAUAAACUGUGUUCCAAUCUGUUGGAGAAGCUUAACAAUCCUCGUGAUGACAGAGAUGCAGAAAGUGCAGCAAUACGACAGAACAAACCGUCUUUCAACCCUGCCGACACAAACGCGUUGGUCGGAGCUGUCGCUUUUGGAAAGGGGCUCUCCAAGUGUAGGCCUCCAGGUCCAGUGGCCCCUGGUCAUCCAGGCCAAGGGCCCAUGAUGAGUGGAGGGCCAACCUUACAGCAGGUCACCAUUGGUGGCAGUUCAAGCCAGCAAGCAGGUAUGGGAGGACCGGUGGCUCCACAGCAGCAAGGGCAGCCAGGUAGGAGACCUGGAGAGCUGGGAAAAAUGCCAAGCAGCAUCAAGACAAACAUCAAAUCUGCAUCUGGUUCGAUGCAUCCUUAUAAUCGAUGAGCUCUGUCUUUAUUUCUUCACCCAACAUUUCUUACAUGUCAGAGACUCACCUGCAGCAAAUAUUUCUAAUACCUCACCUCUGUAUAUAAUGCCAUUUUUUUCAUAAAUUAGAUCAACGAAGUUCUCUGUGAAGCUGUUUCAUUCAUUAGGGUGCACUUCUCAUUUUUGAUACAUCAUCUGAGCCUCAGUGUGUUAGCCACUAGAUGGCAGUGUGUCACCAGUCAUGGGAUUGUUAUAGUUUGUAUAUGGAACUGUGCUAUUGACUCUUUUUCAAUAAAA